AGAAAUUGGCUGUGGAUCAGGACCCGUCAGAGACCAGACCAACCUGAUCUUGAUCCUGAUCCUGAUCCUGAUCUUGAUCCUGAUCCUGAACCCAGCUGUGUGUCCUUUAAGAGCGACCGGUCAGAUGAUCGCCUCACUGACUUCAAAGGAGAACAACCCUCUGCUGAAAAGAGAGUGGACCAGGAGAGCUCAGAGGGUUCCAGUGGUCAGCCUGCCCAGCAGCAUCAGACCCACCUGGACUCCAUCUUUAUGGGACAAAAGAUGGAGACGCCUCAAGAAGUCGUCUUAAGAAUCUUAGAAGCCUUAGGAGCUGAGCACUUUGAGAAGUUUAAUUGGCACCUGCAGCAGGAAGGAGCCCUCAACAACUUCCCAGCAAUCCCAAAGAGUAAACUGGAGAAAAAAACCCGGCUUAACACCGUGGAGAUGAUGCUCCAGACCUACAGUACAAAUAUUAUUGAUGUGACCAGAAUAGUUUUAGUGAAGAUGAAUCUAAAUGAUCUGGUGAAGAAGUUACCGCGUCAUGGAGAAGUCAACACCCCAGAAGGUGAAGAGAUUCGUGCUGAGUGUCAGCGUAAACUCAAAUCUAAGCUAGACAGGAAGUUCCAGCGUGUGUUUGAGGGGAUUCCUAAAGCAGGAAACCAAACCGUUCUGGAUCAGAUGUUCACAGAGAUCUACCUCAUGAAGGGAGGGGCUGCAGGGGUCAAUGAUCAACAUGAGGUCAGACAGAUUGAAACAGCAUCCAGGAAACCAGACACACCAGAACCAACAAUCAGACAAGAAGACAUCUUUAAAACCCCACCUGGAAGAGAUGAACCAAUCAGAGCAGUGAUGACAACGGGAGUGGCUGGCAUCGGGAAAACAGUCUUAACACAGAAGUUCACUCUGGACUGGGCUGAAGGCAAAGCCAACCAGGACAUCCAGUUCACAUUCCCCUUCACCUUCAGAGAGCUGAAUGUGCUGAAAGAGAGAAAGUUCAGCUUGGUGGAACUUGUUGAUUACUUCUUUAGUGAAACCAAAGAAGCAGGAAUCUGCAGGUUUGAAGAGGUCCUGGUUCUCUUCAUCUUUGACGGUCUGGAUGAGUGUCGACCUCCUCUGGACUUCCUCAACACUGAGAUCCUGACUGAUGUUACAGAGUCCACCUCAGUGGGUGUGCUGCUGACAAACCUCAUCAGGGGGAAUCUGCUUCCUUCUGCUCGCCUCUGGAUAACCACACGACCUGCAGCAGCCAAUCAGAUCCCUCCUGGGUGUUUUGACAUGGUGACAGAGGUCAGAGGGUUCACUGACCCCCAGAAGGAGGAGUACUUUAGGAAGAGAUUCAGAGAUGAGGAGCAAGCCAGCAGGAUCAUCUCCCACAUCAAGACAUCACGAAGCCUCCACAUCAUGUGCCACAUCCCGGUCUUCUGCUGGAUCACUGCUACAGUUCUGGAGGACGUGUUGAAGACCAGAGAUGGAGGAGAGCUGCCCAAGACCCUGACUGAGAUGUACAUCCACUUCCUGGUGGUUCAGUCCAAAGUGAAGAACAUCAAGUAUGAUGGAGGAGCUGAGACAGAUCCAACCUGGAGUCCAGAGAGCAGGAAAAUGAUCGAGUCUCUGGGAAAACUGGCUUUUGAGCUGCUGCAGAAAGGCCACCUGAUCUUCUAUGAAUCAGACCUGACAGAGUGUGGCAUCGAUAUCACAGCAGCCUCAGUGGUCUCAGGAGUGUUCACACAGAUCUUUAAAGAGGAGAGAGGACUGUACCAGGUCAAGGUGUUCAGCUUUGUCCAUCUGAGUGUUCAGGAGUUUCUGGCUGCUCUUCAUGUCCAUCUGACCUUCACCAACUCUGGAGUCAACCUGCUGGCAGAAGAACAAACAUCAUCAACACAGUUCUACCAGAGUGCUGUGGACAAGGCCUUACAGAGUCCAAAUGGACACCUGGACUUGUUUCUCCGCUUCCUCCUGGGUCUUUCUCUGCAGACCAAUCAGAAUCUCCUACGAGGUCUGCUGACACAGACAGGAAGUAGCUCAGGGACCAAUGAGGAAACAGUGAAGUACAUCAAGAAGAAGAUGGAUGAAGGUCUGUCUGCAGAGAGAAGCAUCAAUCUGUUCCACUGUCUGAAUGAACUGAAUGAUGGUUCUCUAGUGGAGCAGAUCCAACAGUCCCUGAGAUCAGGACGUCUCUCCACAGAUAAACUGUCUCCUGCUCAAUGGUCAGCUCUGGUCUUCAUCUUACUGUCAUCAGAAGAAGAUCUGGACGUGUUUGACCUGAAGAAAUACUCUGCUUCAGAGGAGGCUCUUCUGAGGCUGCUGCCAGUGGUCAAAGCCUCCAAAAAAGCUCUGCUGAGUGGCUGUAACCUGUCAGAGAGAAGCUGUGAAGCUCUGUCCUCAGUUCUCAGCUCCCAGUCCUCUAGUCUGAGAGAGCUGGACCUGAGUAACAACAACCUGCAGGAUUCAGGAGGGAAGCUGAUCUCUGAUGGACUGAAGAGUCCACACUGCACACUGGAGACUCUCAGGCUGAGUGUCUGUAACCUGUCAGAGAGAAGCUGUGAAGCUCUGUCCUCAGUUCUCAGCUCCCAGUCCUCUAGUCUGAGAGAGCUGGACCUGAGUAACAACAACCUGCAGGAUUCAGGAGGGAAGCUGAUCUCUGAUGGACUGAAGAGUCUACACUGCACACUGGAGACUCUCAGGCUGAGUGGCUGUAACCUGUCAGAGAGAAGCUGUGAAGCUCUGUCCUCAGUUCUCAGCUCCCAGUCCUCUAGUCUGAGAGAGCUGGACCUGAGUAACAACAACCUGCAGGAUUCAGGAGGGAAGCUGAUCUCUGAUGGACUGAAGAGUCCACACUGCACACUGGAGACUCUCAGUCUGUCAGGCUGUCUGAUCUCAGAGGAAGGCUGUUCUUCUCUGGUCUCAGCUCUGAGCUCCAACCCCUCCCAUCUGAGAGAGCUGGACCUGAGCUACAAUCAUCCAGGAGACUCAGGAGUGAAGCUGCUGUCAGCGGGACUGAAGGAUCCUCUCUGGAGACUGGACUCUCUCAGGGUGGAGCCUGCUGGAGUCAGAUGGUUGACACCAGGUCUGAGGAAGUAUUCCUGUGAACUCACAGUCGACACCAACACGGUGGACAGGAGACUCAAACUGUCUGACAACAACAGGAAGGUGACAUGGGUGGAGGAGGAUCAACCAUAUCCUGGUCAUCCAGAGAGGUUUGAGUCCUGGGAACAGCUGCUGUGUAGAGAUGGUCUGACUGGUCGCUGUUACUGGGAGGUCCAGACCAGAGGACGGGUUGAUAUAUCAGUGAGUUACAGAGGAAUCAGGAGGACAGGAGACAGUAGAGACUGUGUGUUUGGAUAUAAUGAUCAGUCCUGGAGUCUGAUCUGCUAUGAUGAUCGUUACUAUGUCCGUCACAAUAAGAGAUUAACCUCCGUCUCCUCCUCCUGUGUCUCUGGUAGAGUAGCAGUGUAUGUGGACUGUCCUGCUGGCUCUCUGUCCUUCUACACAGUCUCCUCUGACUCACUGAUCCACCUCCACACCUUCAACACCUCAUUCACUCAGACUCUCUAUCCUGGGUUUGGGAUCUGGUCUUAUGGCUCCUCAGUGUCUCUGUGUCCUGUGUAGGACAGAGAGUGUCCUCUUGUCUCUCACAUCUAAUCCGCUGAGUCUGGACAGGACCACCCUUCCAGGACUAUGUCAGCUUAUUGUUAUGAACCAAUGAAUGAACGUUGUAUGAAACAAUCCCUCCAGGAUGUCGUCCCAAUUCAACCAAUCACAGCGACUUUGGUGCGACCGUUGCUAAAUUAAUUUCCUUGUUUCUGAUCUGAAGACGGGAACGUGUGUGACUCGAAUAUCUCACAUUCACAAACAAAACGUACACACACACACCUCAUACACACCGGGAGCUGGUGUGUCCGUUUAAAAAAAAAAAAACUUUACCAGCAAUAUUCCUUCCACUUACAAAUAAAAAUGGACCCAGACCAAACAGUGACUUAAAUGUAGCACUUAAUUCUAAGUAGGUUAGAAGUUAUAAAACAUUUCUUCUGCUGAAAAACACAAGUAAUAAAAGUUAAAAACACUGAGUAUUGAGAAGAAGUCUCCUUGCCGCCAGUUCCCAGUGUCUGACAGUCCGUUACGUUGAUCUCAAAGGAGCGUCCGAUCCCACUGAGGGAAGCCUGGGUUCUUCUUCUCUUGCGUCUGUCCAGGUCGCGACGCCCACACGGCCGAUACUGGGGGAAAACAAAGGCAGCUACCAGUUCUUUUCCUCACCCCCCCAGAGGACAGCUGGAGGACUUUCCUUUUUUCCACUGUCCUCCGUGCCAGUCGGUCUC
Molecule: messenger RNA, 4295 nt
Organism: Etheostoma spectabile (orangethroat darter)
Lineage: Eukaryota; Metazoa; Chordata; Actinopteri; Perciformes; Percidae
Product: NLR family CARD domain-containing protein 3
Exons: 10
Coding region: 250-3588 (1112 amino acids)
Molecular function (GO): protein binding
Source: RefSeq, a predicted model, not a curated record